Cercocebus atys (sooty mangabey) is the source of this 19735-nucleotide messenger RNA. RefSeq names its product phosphodiesterase 10A (gene PDE10A). The record is from RefSeq and is a predicted model, not a curated record. NCBI's taxonomy places the organism in Eukaryota, Metazoa, Chordata, Mammalia, Primates, Cercopithecidae. Gene Ontology annotation, biological process: negative regulation of receptor guanylyl cyclase signaling pathway; signal transduction. The coding region runs from base 11661 to 14000 and encodes 779 amino acids. Gene Ontology annotation, molecular function: 3',5'-cGMP-stimulated cyclic-nucleotide phosphodiesterase activity; protein binding. The transcript is spliced from 22 exons.
ACCAUUGCACUCCAGCCUGGGCAAAAAGAGCAAAAUUCCAUCUCAAAAAACAAAAAAAAAUUCUUACUUUAUUUCCCUCACUCUCCAACAGUUUACUACCACCCCCAAGAUAAUUUUUUUCUAAUAUUAAGAUGGGGAAGGAAAGUAUUUUCACCUAGUGUCAAUUUUAAGAAUAACUUAGUUUGAAAGGUAUAGACAUAUAGUUAUACAUAUCAAUUUUUUAGAGCGGUAUUUACCAGCAUUAUAAAUUACCUUAAGAACAGAAGAUACAUUUCUUAUUGAUGAUAGGGAAAAUAUAAAGACUAAUACUAGUUAAAAUAGAAGAGAGUCAUCUAGUUUUAUUGGAGUGGUAACAAAAACAAAAUUUAAAGCAAGCAUUGUAAUGAAUCUUGGUUUUGGUUGCUAGAUCUCUGAGCCCUCCAUACCAAUGACAGUCAUCUGUCAGCAAUGUUUUCUGAAUGUUUCUGUGUGCAGGGACUUUUAUGAGGUGUUCAACCUCAUCUAACCUCUGUGGUUUGUAGCUUGAAUUUUAAAAGGCCAAAAAUAAUGGUUAUUCUUUCCUGGAAGACAUAUGAAAAUUAUGUGUUGCAUUCUUUUUUUUCUAACAGUAAUUUCCCAAAGUCCUUAUACCUUAUUUCUGCUAUCCUGUCAAUCAGGUAAAUAGGAAAAAAAAAUUCAUAUCUGACAUUUAGAGAAAUCCCCCAAAUAUUGGGUGGGUCUGGAAUUUGCUAAUUGCUAGGUUUCUUCUGCUUUAACUUAAUGAAACAUGCAAUGAUUAAAUUUUCUAUCGGUACUGCUAGUGCUAAUAAGAUGAAACAAUGAAUUAAAUGAGAAACUCCUUUGUCUGUUCAGGGAAUACAUGCUAAAAUUUUACAGCAAAAAAUAACUUACCCCCAUCUAGUACCCAAGAACCUAAGGAAAUUACUCAUUUUGUUUUCCGUAAACUGCUGCUGUGCAUGAGACACGUAUUAAAUUUCAAUUUGAGAGCUGGGUUUUGGUAUGUAACUUUCUCCUUGUAUCGUUCUAAUUGCCUUCUCCCCGUAUAUACUUUCAGAAAAUUUAUGUUCCUCCCGUGUUUACUUCUUUCUUUGAUUCCUCCACCCGCAUCUUCUAUGCAUUGACCUGUUCCACGGAUAUUUACUGUCUUCUUUGUUCCACAUGCAGGUGGUAUGAUGAGAACAAACAGGACAAAAUCUCUGCCCUCCAGAAACUCACAUUCCACGCACCGUUCUACUCUCUGCUUUUCCACUUCCCCUGCUCUCAUCCUUUAGAGUUGGUCACCCGCUGGAGAUGGCUGGCGAGGUUGUAUGGGAAUUCCAUCCCCCAGAGCUUGAAUGGAUGCCCCACAGUUGGCGAGGUGCUGAUUCCAAAGGUGCUGCCACCUGAAGUUGUGCUUGCGUGCUGAUUCUCCACCCUCAGAUUUUUAAGACAAAGUCCCCCAAGAUUGUCUUUUGUCAUUAGUUCAGCAUUUUUUUUCAAGGCAAAUAUAAAAGAGCUAUAUAAGAAAGACUGUCGUAGGUAACAUUACCGAGUUCUAGAUGUUGGCUUCCCAUCAAAUUUCAAAUCAAGGAAGCGAGUUGGUAUUUCAACCUCUGAAGCCAACUAACAUUCUUAUGAAACGUCACUUAAAAGUAUUAAGAAUCAUGGAUUUUGGUGGCUUCUAGACCUUACUUGUGGUUUUCUUAGUAAAUUACAAUAUGGUAGUAUGACUUAGAAUAUUAUUUCUGUAUAGCUUUAGGGGUUUAAACUAUCAUUUGACCCUUGUGGAUGUUAUUAACAUUUUUAAUUAGAGGUUUGCUUGCCUUCUUUUAGGCCUUUUAAUAUAUAGUAUCAGGUCUCUUCUGGGACAUGACUCUUUGCCCCACCUGGUCAGAUCUCUGAGGAAAUGGCAAAAUGGGAAAGGAAAUAUUGAAGAGCCACAGAUUUCAUAUUUUGUGGUAUAAUGGGAGGGAGGACAUCUUAACUAUUGGUGUCUCAGUAAGAAUUCAAUUUUAAAAACUUGUUUUACUUGUGCAGUAGCUUAAUGGAAGCAUGUACUAUCUCAUUCUUUCUCUACAAUAUUAUCUGAUUCUCAUUAGAUUGUUGACCUGAAGGAGGAAGUUGAGACACAAAAUCUAAUUUUAAAAAAUUUAUUUGAGCUGAGAUGAGAGGACAGCCGCCUGGAAGACUCAGACCCAGGUCACCUUGGAUGUGAGCUCUGUUCGGCCUUUGUUAGAAGCAGGUUUUCCAAAGUAGAAAGGGGGACAGGGAGUGGGGCUGAUAACAGCUGUUUGUCAGGAAUUCCCAUUGGUUAGACAAAUAAGAUUGAUUAGUGAUUGACUAUACAUUGGUGAAGUGUGGGGUAUGUGGUAUGGUGUCCAAUGAAUGGCCUUGCUUGGUUAGCUGACAGCUGCUUGUGGCGGCAGCUGGUCUAGAGUACACAUAGCAAGCAGCUUCAAGAGCUGAUUACUUAGCUCAAGGAGGGGAAGUGGGAUGCGACUGCUGCCUCACCCUCCUGCCUCUGUGGGUCUGAUAAUUUAUAGCUGGCUCGCAUUCCUCAGAUAAAGUUUCUUUUCUUACUGUGUUUUAUUAUUAAGUACCUAUAUUAGUUUCCUGUGGCUGCUCUAACAAAUGCCACAAACUCUGUGGCUUAACACAAUGGAAACACAUUCUCCCAUUCUGGAGAAGAGAAGUCUGGAAUCAGAGUAUUAGCGGGCUGCACACCCUCCAGAGGCUCGAAGGGAGAGUGCUUUCCUGUCUAUUCCAGCUUCUGGGGAUUCCAGGCAUUCCUUGUCUUAUGGCAGCAUCAUUCUAUUCUCUGUCUCUAUUUUCACAUCCCCUUCUCCUCUGUGCACUUCUCUCUCAAAACUUGCUCUGCCUCCCUCUUUUAAGGAUACAUUUGAUUGCAUGUAGGUCCCCCUCAGAUUAUCAAGGAUAAUCUCCUUAAAGUCAACGGACUGUGAUUGCUAAUCAUACCUACAAAAUACCUUCACAGCAACACCUUGAUUAGUAUUUGAAUGAGUAACUGGGAAUAUUAGACUAGUCAAGUUCCCACAUAAAACUGGCCAUCACCCCUUGUAAACUUGGCACUCAUAUACUUCUCUUUAAACUAUGACUAAUCUCCAAAUAAAGACACCCACAAAGUCAUACUUCCACAGGACAUGAUGCAGCUCUCUUACUUACAACCAAAAAUGUGUUAACCCUUUCCCCAGAAGGGUAUGCAAAAGUUCCUGGUUGGUGUUCAUUGUUUUCCUUAACAUCCUAGAACUUAAAUACUGUGAUGUAAAGUUCACUGUUAUUCAUGCAUCUUAUGUUAGAUGAUAAGGGAUAAGAGCAGGAAGAAUGCAGAGAUAAUAAUUGCUUAAUUAUUUAUAUACCCACGUACUCAUAACAAAAUAAGAAAUACUCAUAAACAUUGCAGCCCUUAUUUCUGAAACUGACUGCCUGGUCCUAGAUAGUGUUUAUAGCUACUUUCUUCCAUUACUCAUUCUGUAUUCCCUUUGCCCUCUGGGAGCACCACAGCCUGUUGUUCAGGGUUCUUUGCUUGUAGGGUGACCCAGACCCUCAUUCCUGAGGGGCCUGGGUCAUUAACAGUCCUGCCUGAAAGGGAUUGUUGGUUUUCCAUUGACUUCAGUCGCAGGGCAUGGUGGCAGAUGCCCUAAGGGACAUUCUACAUUCCAGUCAUGUUCUUCCUAACCACCUUUCUGUAGCCGAAAAGCAACCAGGUGUCCAGGUGGUUCAUUAGGACAAGGGGCCGAAUCAAAAGGAAUAACUAAGCCUUUAUUCACUUGCUGGGACAGUGUAAACAAGAGACACAAAACGGUGCUGGCUCCCCAGAGGUGCUGGCUGUCAAUCUGCAGAAUGGCGCUGGGUGAGAGUCAGAUGGAUCAGCUCAGAUGAGGGGUGCAUUUCACUGCUGGGAAGUCUCAAACAAAAGGCUCCUGCCUCUUUAUGGGCCUGUUGGCUGGGAGAAGGGCUAGGUAUGGAAAAGUACCGAAACAAAGGGGAGAAAAGCACGUCCUCCAGGCCCCCAGUAAGAAGGCGGCUGAAUGGAGGUGCCUGGACAAGGAAGGAAGAUAUGUGAACAAGCAUGGCUGGCCCAGGGGUCAGGGAAGCCUGAGCCCUUAACUGCAACUCCUUCCAGAAAACUGCAGUGCACUGACUGUGCACCAAGCAUGUUGUAUGGUGGCGUCAGUUUUUCUCCAUGAGGGCUGCCAGGCACAACUCGGUAACUGCCUAUGUUGGACCUGAAAGAUCACACACAGGAUUUGGGCCUGGAGCCAGAUUACCUGAUAGUAGCAGCUCCAUUUCCUCUUGGCAAUCAGGAUCAAUCACCCCAGCCAGUACUUUGCCUAUUGAUUUAGAGGCCUGAGGAGCCCAAAGUGGCUGGGUGGCAGUCUCAACUUCCAGUUCAUUGGAGCCAUUGUGUCUUCUGAUAGAAAUAUUCCUUCCUUGGAAGGACCAGCAGAGCAUAAGGUUGUGGGAACAGGAAGUGAACAUUUUAGUAGUAAAUCACCAGGAGUAAUAUUAAGGGGUACCAUUCCUAUUCCUCCCCACCCUUGAUUCCCGGACCCAUGAAUCCCGGCUAUGGGAGAAACAGUAUCAUACAUUAGACACCAGUUUAGUACAUAUACAGUCUUCCACAGAACAUUGCCCCAGCCCUGCAAGAUAUCCCACCUAAACCUACCUGCUGCUGAGACUUCAAAUACCAUUUUUCUUUUCUGUCAAACCAGCUGCUUCAGGAUAUGGGGACAUGUUCAUUGAAUGUGAAUUCCAUGAUGAUGGGUCCAUGGUCAUACCUCAUUUGCUAUGAGGUAAAUUCCUUGAUUAGAAGGAAUGCCGUGUGGAAUACCUUGAAGUGGUAUCAUUUAGGGCCCACUUGGAUAAUACAGGGUAAACUCCUCCUCCCAGGAUCUUUCACUAUCAUCUCAUCUUUUGCCAUAAGGCAAAUAAAUAUUCUAUGAGUUCCAGGGAUUUGACGUGGGUAUCUUUUUGGGAAGUGAUUUUUGGCCUCCUGGAGUAUCUGACUGUUUUACUUGCAAACUUUGGCGAGGCAGUAAGACUGAAGAGGUAGUAGAGAAUAUACGGUAAAGAGGAUCUGUAGGCACACUAAUAUGUUUUGAAACAUAGCUCAGGUACACGUUUGCUAUGUUAACUUUGGCAAGUGACCUAACUUCUUAAUCCUCUUUCCUCUUCUGUAAAAUGAGGAUAGUAAGAAUUAUGUAUCUGGAUUAUUUUGAAGAUGGAUUUAGUAAAUGGAAAAUGAUUAGUAUACUGCCCCACACAUAGUAGGCAUUCAACAAAUUCAGACUAAUGCUAUCACAAGCAACUGGCUAAGAAACACUUUGCAUCAAUCAAGCAGCUGUGGAGGUCGGGACUUGGUGGUUGACACAUAUGGAUAUGUUUUGUUUGUAUUUAUAAAAAUUUUGAGUUAUUUGCCACAUGAAGAAAUACUGGUAGGACACACAGGAAAACAUACUUGUGUGUUUUCUUGGGGGAGAAAUCUGGUGGGAAUGAGACUUCUUAAUAUAUAUAUUUUAUAUUGUUUUAAUUUUUGAAUGUGUAACAAUUUGAAAAGGACCACUAAAUAAAGAACUUCGAGGGAUAAAAAUUCAUAAAUAGAGGGUCAUCUAUACUUGUCUUGAUUAAAAAACAAGACAAGCUAAUAAAAAUACCCAGAGUAAAACUGUUGUUUUUUUGUUUGUUCUCAUGACCCUUGAAUCCAUGGUGUUUCUUUUGGUAUAUAGUUACAUUUUUUCCUUUGAGUUGAGUGAAAUUUUUAUAUAUAUAUACAUUUUUUCUUAGCAGUCUUCCACUUAAAUUUCAUUGGUUGUUUUCAUUGUGCAUUUAAACAUAGGUAAAUUUAUUUUAUUUAGACUUGACAAUUAGAUCAUUUGAUGUGAACAACUGUACCUUAGAAAAAUGUACUUAAUUUGAAAUAUAAUCCUGUUAUUAGAUUGACAUAGAAGUCAUAUGCUUGUAAUGAUUUUAAAAAUAUGCUUCGGCAUACUUAAGAAGCUCUCACGAUACAGUUUUUAUUUUUCCAUUGGUUGUGACUUUUGAUUUUUUGGGCCCUGUAUUUCCACUUACCUCAUUAAGCUCCAUAGUGACUACUCGAAACAGCCUACAUAGAGAAAUGUGCUGUUAUGGUGAAUAUCUGCCUUCAAAUAUUAGCACUUUACUUCUGUGGAGAGCUGUAUAUUUUUGAAAAGAAUUCAGUUUGUUGAAGCUUCAUAAAAGCCCUGGGAAAUAGGUGGGUCAGGCAUCACUAAUAUUAUUUAUCUUCAUCUGUUCUAUGUUGUCUACCAGCUUAAGUAAAAGACAGGGACCAUGCUUUUGUCAUCCUUAGAUUUCUAGUAUCUAGCAUGUUGUUAUUGCUCAAAAAUAGUUACUGAAUAUACAAAUAAGCAUACAGUCAGAUAAAGAGAUAAGAAAAAUCACUAAAACCACAUUUGGUGGCAAGUAAAUGAAAUAAUCAAAACUAGGAUCCUUGUUGUUAGAUGUCUAGUCCAAAUGUUCCUCUCACAACAACUGACUGAUUCAUAGUCUCUGCUUUAAAUAUGAGAUCAGUUGAGGGCUACUUAAAUCCAUUGUGCCAAAGAGAAUAUAUUAAUCCCCGGUCCGAGGAGGAUUUAGCACUUUUGUCCACCAGAAUAAUCAAAAUUCUCAAAUUGUAAAAACCUCAGAAACACAUAAUGAGAAAUUGUUUUUUUUCUGUUUAUCAAACUUUUAAACAAAAUGCUUAUGCUUACCUGUCUUAGUAAAUUCGGGCUGCUCCAACAAGUACCACAGACUGGGUGACUUUUAAACAUUUAUUUCUCACAGUUCUGGGGGCUGGGAAGUCAGAGACCAUGGUGCUGGCUGAUGCAGUUCCUGGGCAGGGCCCUCUCUCUCGUUGGCAGAUGGCUGCCUUCUUGCAAGAGAAAUGUUUUGAGAGACAAAUCCUCUCUUUCUCAUUUCUUAUUAGGGCACUAAUCUCUCAACUCUUAUGAGGGCACUAAUCCUGUCAGUGAGGGCUCUACCCCUCAUGACCUAAUUACCUCCCGAGGACCCUACCUCCAGAUACCACUGCACUGGGGAUCAAGGCUUCAACAUACGAAUUUUGGGGGGACACAUUUUGUCCGUAGCACUGUUCUUCUAUCAGAGCAUGGUGAGGUUCUAAUUAGUAUUAAAUGGCCUAACGUAUUCUUUUGGAAAGGAAAGAUUUAAGUUAACACCUGAAUAUUUUUUAUGAGUGGUAAGGUUAGAAUGGAAACUUGACAGGUUUUCUUACCUCAUAUUUUCUCCAUCAUGUCACCAUAAUGGAUCUAAAAAGGAAAUUAAUGUUUAUUUCUAUCACCAUUUUUUCCAACUGAAUGGGCUAAAAUUUAACAAGUCAAAAACUGAACUUAACAUCUUCUUUCUCAUUGGGUAGGACACUUACCAUCUUCUUUCUCAUUACACCAUAUAUACGUGAGUUUGAAAGCUGGUACUUAUCUUUAUUCUCAUUCACCACUCUCUCCACAUUCAGUCCAUUCAAUAAGUCCUGCUGGUUAUAUUUUAAAAAUAUCUCUUGACUACAUCACCACUACCCUAUAUGUGCACAUUACUUUUUCCUUGAAACUAAUUGUUGUCACUAAAGUCUGAUGGAUGUUUCAGAAACUCACAGUAAACUUACUUGAGCUGGAAUAUAAUCAGGACCUUCCACUAAUUGACAAGAACCAGCCUUAUUUCUACCUCUUUGCCUCUUAUUUAAGCUCUGGCAACAUCAAACUGUUUGUAGUCCCGUGCCCUUCUUGCAUCUCUACCUUCUCAUGCUGUCAUCUCUGGAAAUUCCAGACCAUUUACUUGCUUGCUUAAUUUCUUCUCAUGAAGGCUCAGCUCAGGUGUCAUUUCCAGAAGACAUACCUGACCCGUUCCUCCCCAUGAUUCUCUCCUGACUCCAAGUAUUGGGUUCAUUUAUUCAAACAUUCAUUAAUUUAAAUAUGCAUUGAGCUCCUACUGUUGACCAGGCGCUGUUCUAAGUGCUUGUGAUACAUCAAUGAACAAAACAGAAGAGCCCUGUCCUUGUGAAUUCAUGUUUUCUAGUAAAAGAAAUGGACAACAAAUAAAAGUAAAUUAUGCAGGAUAUUCGAAAACUUAAGAGUGCCACAGGAAAAAUGAUGUAGAACAGAGUGAGGAGGGUCAGGAGUUGGGGCAGUGGGGGCUGGGAGACAACAGUAUUAAAUACCAUGUAGCUCUCAUUUGAGACAGUGACAUUUUGAACAAUUGCUUGCAGGGGUGUGAUGUAGACACCUGAGGAAAGAACAGUAUUCCAGGCAGAGGGACAAGCCAGGGAAAAGGCCAGGAUGUGGAUGUAUGCCUAGUUUGUUCAAGGUGAGAGAUGUCAUGAGGAACAGGCCAUGUAAGGACUGGCUUUUGCUGUGUGAGAUCAGGGGAAGUUGGAGGGUUUUUAGCAGAGUAGCAACAUGAUCUAGCUAAUGUUUUCACUGGGUACUAGAUUGAGACCAGACUAUAGACGUAUGCAGGUUAACCAGUUAGAAAGCUAUUGCAGUAGCCACAUGAAGGAUGAUAGUGGCUUGGAUUGAUGGUGUUGACUGUGGGGAAGGUGAAACAUGAUUAGGUUUUGGAUGAAUUUAGAAGUUUGCAACAACAGGACUGCUUAAUGGUAUGGAUAUGAGGUAUGAGAGAUGGCAAAGAGUCAGGGAGGGCUUGAAUCUUCCCUGUCAUUCUCCCUAAUCUUGUGCAUGUAACUGGUCAUCUAGUCUUGUCAGCCUGCCAUUUAAUUAUCAGUUUUAUUCUACUACUGUUUCUCAACUGCACUGCUGCAGUGGCUGACUAAUGGGCAUUCCUGGCUUCAAUCAAUCCUUUCGAUGGGAGUAAAGAGCAUUCUAAAAUCCAGAUCUGCUUAUAUCAUUCUCAAGGUGAAAUCCUGCGUAUUUCCAUCCACCUACAAAUAAAAUUCUGAAGUCCUUAGCAUGGCAUACAUAUCCUUAAACUGCCUUUGCUUACUCUGAGCACCUAUCCUCCACCUCUUCCACAUGCCUUUUAUCAUAUGUAAUUUUUGAAUUUCUGAAAAGGUCGAUCCUUCGUGCCUUCUUGGGAGGGUAUGUGCUGUUCCUCCUGUCUGGGAUGCCCUUUCCAUCUUGUCUGUUAGUGGAUUACAAGGCUAAAUUUGGGUGUCCAUUUGUCUGUGAGAAGCUUCUCUGACCUUAGUAUCUCACCUAGUCUGUUGCUUUUCUUCCUUUUCCUAUAGACCUCAUGUACAGUUAUUGCACUUUUUAUCCCACUGAUUUGUAGCUGUUUGUGGUCUAUCUUCCCUUAAGGGAAGCAAGCAGUAGUUUUAUUUUAUCAUUACUUAGCAAAGGCCCAAUACAUGCCUGAUUAACUUUUGGGCAGUUGGGACAGUAAGGCAGAAAUGGGUAGAAAUAAAUUGGAGAGACUGACUUUAUAUUAUACCAUGUAAGAAAAAAACAGAAAAAGAGUUUGGCGGCCAACAAGGGCAAAUGCAUUUAGUAGGAAAGAGUCGAGGUGUAGGUGUGGGUUUUACGGAAAUCUUGAGGACCACAGGAAUGGGGAAAAUAGCCGGAGCUGAAGGUUGUUUGGGGCCAGAUGGUGGAGAUGCUUCCAUACUCUGUUUUUCUUCUUUGUUCUGGAACAGUGAGGAACUGAUCAGAUUUUUUAAAAUAAAAAUCUGAAACAGAGUGUCGUUCUUUUGGUUAAAGUGGACUUUGCACCUAUCAUGUUGUUUCAUUACGUUGUAGCAUUUACAAAAGGUAAUCUAUAACAGUCAACAAUACUUCUGGAUUCUUUCAGGGAGGGUAGGGACUGUGGGGAGGAGUAAGUUUACCCUUACAGAAUCUUGACUUAAUUUGUCAUUGGGGGGAAAGAAAAAAUCAAACAAAAACUCUUGACAGUGCAGCCAUCCAGAGAAGAAGAAAAGCUGCUGUCUGUUGAACUAAAAGAGAUGCUGGGCUUCCCUUAGACUGAGGUUGGCAGCCCUGAGCAUCUGGGCGAUUCAGCCCACAAUUGGGAUAUACGUAUUUACCGGAAGUCGGUCCGGAUUGAAUAAAGCGGGAACUUCCUGCUUGUACUGAACUGAAGGUCAUGGCUUAUCCAGCGGGCGCUCCUGGUUCCUGUCUCUAGCCAGGGAGAGGAGAGGCCCGUGGAGAUGCCACAGAGGUGACCCCGUGCAAGGAAUGGCAGGGUCCAUGUUUAGAGAGUUUCCCGGGUUUCUCUGGUUUUGUGUAUUUUCUAUUGCGUCCUCUAGCUGCUGGACUCGGGUCUUGGGCCCUCCCCAGCCGUAGGAAGUUUCCCGCCCGUCCAAGGAAGCCCAGGCCGGAAGCAGGUGGGCGGAGUUUCUGGGGUGGGCAUGAUGUCAUCAGAAGUGCCUGUGCCCACCUGUCACGUGCCACCUUGGCUGUGGCUGCUGAUUGCAUGAGGGCUGCUCUAAUCCAGUCUUGAAGUGGAUGGCGGCAGGGAGGCCGGGACUCAUAGCAGGGGGCCCACGUGUGGGGAGCUCCAAGAGUGAGGGGACCCGGGGUGGACGAGUGCCUCAGGUGGACUCCAGAACCGUGGGUGUAAAGCCCAUUGGCAGCUCCUUGGCUUGGCACCCAGAGAUGGGGGUUGCCUGUGCCCUUGGGGGCUUGGGGCCUUUUCAGCCCAUUCAGCAGCUGAGUGGUCCCAGCGUCCUGCUGUGCUGAAGCCCUAGAAGACUUCUCAGAAUUUCUUGAGUAUGGAGUGUUGAGUGCUGCCCUGGAAGGUCUUGGAAUGCCAGCUGGGCAUGGGCUGGUCACAGACUUUUGGGCCCAGGGAUCACUCCACAUCCCCCAGGAGAGUACUUCUGAGAGUAGAGUAGUGUGAAGGAAGAUUGAUCAGGAGCCCUGAAACCAGAAAGGCAAGUUGAGGGAGAAGGCUGUGCACUGGCAUGGGUCUGCUCAGUUAGAGCACCUUUUGGCUGCAAGUAACAGAAACCCUACUUCAGAUUACUUACACAAUAGGGAAAAUUUGCAUCACAAAACAUGAGCCUUUGAGGAAGGGCAACUCCAGGAUUGAUGGAUUUAGUUACUCACACCCGUGGAUCUGCUUCUUUACCCUUCCCACUUUGCUAAUGGACUUUGUUUUGAUGGUGGCAAGAUCAGCUCUUUGGCUGUAGGCCUGGUAUGCACAUUGGAAGAAGAGUGGACUUCUCUGUGUGGAGCUAAACUAACAACUUUCAGGGAAGGAGAGUAUUACCAUGACUGAUUUAGCAAAUCAGGAUUUAUUCUGAACUGGAGAUGGUGACCUUCCCUGAGAGGGAAAAAUAAUGGCUAACUGUCUGAACAAAGACAAUAGCAGUGGGAGUGAAGACGGUUUAAAGGAGGCAGAAACACUGAAGGUAUGGUCGACAGAAAUCAGUGAUUUGCAUUUAGGGAUUGAAGAAGAGGGCGGAUUGGAGGAUGACUGGGAUAUUUAGUUUAGGUGAUUAAGAGGAUGAUUUCAUUUAAAGAGAUGGGAUAUGAAAGAGGGAGGAGAAGGAGGAGAAGAGGGAGAAGAUUCUAGUAGGUUAAGGUGUAGCCAUGCUGAGAAUUAUCUGUUAGUUAUUUGAUUUUUUUGUUUUGUUUUUGUUUAGAAGCUAAUGGUAUAGAUAUAGAAGUCAUCCACAGAGAUGUUACAGUUGAAGAGAUGGGGGUAGAGAAGACUUUGAAGGAAAAGAAUGUAGAAUGAGGAUAGAAGAGAGGAAAUCCCAACAUUUAACAGGUUUGACAGAUGAAAAAGUGAAGGCAUAUCUUUCUCUUCACCCCCAGGUAUUAGAUGAAUUUGUAUCUGAAAGUGUUAGUGCAGAGACAGUAGAGAAAUGGCUGAAGAGGAAGAACAACAAAUCAGAAGAUGAAUCGGCUCCUAAGGAAGUCAGCAGGUACCAAGAUACGAAUAUGCAGGGAGUUGUAUAUGAACUAAACAGCUAUAUAGAACAACGGUUGGACACAGGAGGAGACAACCAGCUACUCCUCUAUGAACUGAGCAGCAUCAUCAAAAUAGCCACAAAAGCUGAUGGAUUUGCAUUGUAUUUCCUUGGAGAGUGCAAUAAUAGCCUGUGCAUAUUCACACCACCCGGGAUAAAGGAAGGAAAGCCCCGCCUCAUCCCUGCUGGGCCCAUCACUCAGGGCACCACCGUCUCUGCUUAUGUGGCCAAGUCCAGGAAAACAUUGCUAGUCGAAGACAUCCUUGGAGAUGAGCGAUUUCCAAGAGGUACUGGACUGGAAUCAGGGACUCGUAUCCAGUCUGUUCUUUGCUUACCAAUUGUCACUGCAAUUGGUGACUUGAUUGGUAUUCUUGAGCUGUAUCGGCACUGGGGCAAAGAAGCCUUCUGUCUUAGUCACCAGGAGGUUGCAACAGCAAAUCUUGCCUGGGCUUCAGUAGCAAUACAUCAGGUGCAGGUAUGCAGAGGCCUUGCCAAACAGACUGAAUUGAAUGACUUUCUACUCGACGUAUCAAAAACAUAUUUUGAUAACAUAGUUGCAAUAGAUUCUCUACUUGAACACAUAAUGAUAUAUGCAAAAAACCUGGUGAAUGCCGACCGUUGUGCACUUUUCCAGGUAGACCAUAAGAACAAGGAGUUAUAUUCAGACCUUUUUGAUAUUGGAGAGGAAAAGGAAGGAAAACCCGUCUUCAAGAAGACCAAAGAGAUAAGAUUUUCAAUUGAGAAAGGAAUUGCUGGCCAGGUAGCAAGAACAGGGGAAGUCCUGAACAUUCCAGAUGCCUAUGCAGACCCACGCUUUAACAGAGAAGUAGACUUGUACACAGGCUACACCACGCGGAACAUCCUGUGCAUGCCCAUCGUCAGCCGAGGCAGCGUGAUAGGUGUGGUGCAGAUGGUCAAUAAAAUCAGUGGCAGUGCCUUCUCUAAAACUGAUGAAAACAACUUCAAAAUGUUUGCCGUCUUUUGUGCUUUAGCCUUACACUGUGCUAAUAUGUAUCAUAGAAUUCGCCACUCAGAGUGCAUUUACCGGGUAACAAUGGAAAAGCUGUCCUACCAUAGCAUUUGUACUGCAGAAGAGUGGCAAGGCCUCAUGCAAUUUACCCUUCCUGUGCGUCUCUGCAAAGAAAUUGAAUUAUUCCACUUUGACAUUGGUCCUUUUGAAAACAUGUGGCCUGGAAUUUUUGUCUACAUGGUUCAUCGGUCCUGUGGGACAUCCUGCUUUGAGCUCGAAAAGUUGUGUCGUUUUAUUAUGUCUGUGAAGAAGAACUAUCGGCGGGUUCCUUAUCACAACUGGAAGCAUGCGGUCACUGUGGCACACUGCAUGUACGCCAUACUUCAGAACAACCACGCGCUUUUCACAGACCUGGAGCGCAAAGGGCUGCUGAUCGCGUGUCUGUGUCAUGACCUAGACCACAGGGGCUUCAGUAACACCUACCUGCAGAAGUUCGACCACCCUCUAGCAGCUCUCUACUCCACUUCCACCAUGGAGCAGCACCACUUCUCCCAGACCGUGUCCAUCCUGCAGCUGGAAGGGCACAAUAUCUUCUCCACUCUGAGCUCCAGUGAAUACGAGCAGGUGCUUGAGAUCAUCCGCAAAGCCAUCAUUGCCACAGACCUUGCUUUAUACUUUGGAAACAGGAAACAGUUGGAAGAGAUGUACCAGACCGGAUCGCUAAACCUUAAUAAUCAAUCACAUAGAGACCGUGUAAUUGGUUUGAUGAUGACUGCCUGUGACCUUUGUUCUGUGACAAAACUGUGGCCCGUUACAAAAUUGACGGCAAAUGAUAUAUAUGCAGAAUUCUGGGCUGAGGGUGAUGAAAUGAAGAAAUUGGGAAUACAGCCUAUUCCUAUGAUGGACAGAGACAAGAAGGAUGAAGUCCCCCAAGGCCAGCUUGGGUUCUACAAUGCCGUAGCCAUUCCCUGCUAUACAACCCUUACCCAGAUCCUCCCUCCCACGGAGCCUCUCCUGAAAGCAUGCAGGGAUAAUCUCAAUCAGUGGGAGAAGGUGAUUCGAGGGGAGGAGACUGCAACCUGGAUUUCAUCCCCGUCCGUGGCUCAGAAGGCAGCUGCAUCUGAAGAUUGAGCACUGGUCACCCCGACACGCUGUCCCACCUACAGAUCCUCAUCUUGCUUCUUUGACAUUUUUUUCCUUUUUUGGGGGGGGGAGUGAGGGGAAUCUAUACCUGGUAACUGGGUGCAAACCUCUUCAGGAAGGUAACAUCAAGUAAAUAAGUCAAGCAGAGGACUUCCUGCCAGUCUCUUCUGUGGGGCAUCGUAGACACUGAGUAACCAGGACCACCCCCGUGUUCAGAAAUCAGCUGGCCAAGUGACUCCAUUUGACUUGCAAACCAGCCUUUUCUAAUAGGCUAAUAUUGCUGAGGCCUUAAAGGAAAUGGACAAAAAUUCUUCAGAAGGGGUACUUUUCCAUUGUAUCUUUCUAAUAAGGGUUUAACAUGGUACUAUUAUGGUAUUGUACUUGGCUUUCACAUCAAUGUUGCUUUGAUGUUGUUGGUUAUAAAUAGGAAUUUUUACACAUUACUAUUGUGAAUGGUGAAUGUUCAUGUACGACCUACUUGUAAUUAACUUGAGUUGUAGUCCACAGCCUCAGGACAAAUGUCAUUGAGGUUACAGGGUAAGAAAUGAUGGCAAAACGUCAGACUCUUAUUUCAGAGCUUCAUGAAUUUAGUUAGACUAAACAUAAUUCUUUAAGUUAAAACUAAAGGGCUGAGAUGAAUAAAUUUAACACUGAAACAAAUAGAUUUCCUGUCCUUUUGAGAAGAGAUGAGGUAUACCUUACAAUAAAUCUCAGAACUUCAAGUAGCAGUUCAAAAGAUGUCAGUUUUUAAAAUUGUUUUUGUUGUCGUCUUGGCAGUUUUACUGAACCCUUUGCAUAAAGAACAAAAUAAAAGCAAGGCAUCACAAUUUUUUGAAUGGACAAGUCUUAUGGACAUAAAGGGUGCAUUUUUCAUAAUGAUUCCUUCAUAGUUUCACUUUGUGUCAUUGCAGAAUUUUAGACUCUCAUUCACAACGAAAGAUGAAUUCUAAACAUUGUUUAAUUAAAGUACCAUACAUUUCUCUUUUAAACAUCAAACCAUAAAAUGUGUCCUUUGUAAUUGUACUCUGACCUGCUGCAGUCACCUCUCAUUUAUCUCUUUCCACAUGCUGCACGGUCAUAUUUCAUGAGCUUUCUGUCCAUAGCACAGACACAGAAGCAGAAAGCAGUACAAUCAUGUUGGACCUUCUUUCUGUUCUCUUUACUCGUCUCACAGAUCAAAUCACUCCAUAGAAGUCUGUGGAUUUCGAUGGUUUCUUCUAUACAGCUUUUUGGUUGACUAGUAUUACUAUACAAUGUAAGUGUUUUGAAAAAUACAAAAGUAAUACUCUGCACCUCUUCCUACAAAGAUUAUAAAGCAGUCACUUCUGGUGCAUAUUAAUACUUUAAAGAUUUUCAGCACAAUGGCACAGUAAUCUCCAAACCUGAAUUAGAGAGAGACUCACUCAGGAAGUGACAGGCCAAUCAUAACAACAUAUUCACGUUUCAUGUGGCAGGAAACUGGAAUAUCAGUUUGAAUAAAAUGGAAAAAUAUGCUUCUACAUAUUUACUACCAUAGGCAUUUUGUUCAUAUGAGCCUGGUUUGUGCCAAAUUAAAUCAGAGGCUUCUACAACAUGGUUUAUUUAUGUUGUGGCAGAGUUGGCUCUACAUAAGCACUGUUCUUAUUUUAAAAUUAACACUAUGUGUUCAGUUUUCUUGUGGGCUUCUGAAAGUUGCCAUCUUCCCUACGUGGAGCUCCAUUUGCUAUUUUCAUUAUACACUAUGAGGUAAAAUGUAAUAACGAAAGAGAUAGAAAUACCACUGUGGCUAGAUAUAUAUACACACACAUAUAUAUAUGGAUGGAUGUAAUAUAUGUAGAACACACACAUAGAUGUAUAUAGGAUGCACACUCAUGUAUGUAAACAUACAUAUACAUAUGUGUAUAUAUGAUACAUACACAUACACACACGCACGAGAGACAGAAGGAAAGAGGAAGAGAGAAGCAAACAUGUAGGAAAAAAUAUAAAUCAACCCCAUUCUCCCAUUCUUUAAGAGGAAUGAUUUUUCUUGACGGAAAAUGCAUAUUACUUGACAGUUGACAAGAAAGUGUCAUUUUUGUGUUAGUGUAUUCAUAUAACUGCGUUUGAACAAGAUAAAUAUUUUUCUGCAUACAAAUUUAUGAAGCUGGAUUCUACCAAAUACAACUUUAGUCACAAAAGUUAAUUUAGUUAUCUAAUUUAACUUGGAGACUGAAUUUCAGGAAGGGAUAUAAAUUAUUUAAGAUUAUUGUUUAAUUACAAGAAUUUUAAAAGAAUGUAUGAAUUCUGUUUUUUAAUAUAGAAAAUAAUUAUGGCGGUAGGAAUCUCAUGGCUACAUUUACAUUUUUAGGUUAUUACAGAAAAUUCUCUUAAUUUAUUAUGGUCAAGUGUAUUAUGUAAUCUCUAUUUAGAACAGUUUCCCAAAGGAAUGUGAUUGGAUUUACUGGUUGGUUAAUUUCUUGUGAAAUAUUGUCGUAAUAGAAGCACAGCAUGAACAAAAGACUGUAUUCUGAUGUAAACUGUCAAUACUGCUUUUACCAUGUGUCAGAUUUACUUAAUAAUCACAGAUUUACCUAAAAUAAAAGGACUCGGGAUGCAGUGAUAUUUAGUUAAUAAUUUGUUUUGGAAAACUUGCAGUUAGGAGUAUUUUUGUAUUUUGUCAGAUGUUUAGGAGACAGACUUUUGAGUUCUGUUUCUUGUCCUUUUCCCAGAUCUUUUCUUAAAAGAACAAUGUGACACCAGAAGCCAAGAGAUGGUUUUUACUAACAACAGCUUUGAUGAGUUCCUAUUAAGGUCGUAUUGUGUAUUGUGCCAAAUUUUCCACCCAGUAUAAAUUUAGUAACCAGCUAUGAGCAUAUGUAGGAUAUUCAAUUUGCAGACACUUAUAUUGGUUAUGUUGGUUUAUAAUAGACAAGUUUUAUGGUCAUAUGCAAUUAUUCCAUUAUCUUUUUGGACACAGUGAAUGUGUUUUUUAGCUGAAAAUGUCCUUGGAAACAUAAAUGCCUGCCAAUACCAUGAACUAUUGAAUUCAGGCAAUGUGAAUUAAUUAAUUAGAAAAGGGUCAAAGGAAAUACAAUGGAUGCGGAAACUAAUUCUAAAAAAUAGCUGUAUUAAUAGGGCAAAGCCUCUGGUCCAUUUCCCAGCUGUACUUCUCUCUAAGAGGUGUAUGAAAAACCCAUCUUGCAAAAGAGACCAAAAUAUUAGACACAGUCGUUCCCAUUCCUGACUCUUCAAUGGAAAAGGAAGGUACAGAUGUUUACAGUGGUGCCCCAGGUGACUCGUUCUCCACACAACAAAAACAACAAAUUGGAAACUACAUUUGUUCAAUAUAGGUUUCCUCUUUUUUGGCAUGCUUUUUAGAUUUUUUUCAUUUUGUAAAAUCUCAGUUAAUUUUUCUUUAUUGGUAUGUUUGUGUAUACGAGACAUGUUUGUACAGGAUAUAAAUAGAUGCAUCAAUCCUUAGAUACCUGGGUUUUUUAAUAGGUUUAGGUUUGGGUAUUGUGUUUCUUGUCUUUUAACUCAAAAUUAAGGUUUGAGCUUUAAUAGGACUAAAUUAUUCACCUGCCUUGGCCUGUGCCUUUGUUUUAAAUACUGCAAUUUUAAUUCUUCAUUCAUGUAUUUAUUAUUUUGCUUUUCUUGCUUAACUAUAAUUGAAAAUAUUUACAGGAACUCACAGUUCAUUUUAUCAAGUUGAAUGAAUAGGAUCAUCCUCUCCUCAUCAGAUUUCUGUCCUUUAUUUGACUUCAUUGACAUAUACCCUGGUGACUAUAACCAGCGAACUGUUCAGAUUCAGUCUUUUCGGCAAGAACUUCAGAGAACUGUGACAUUGGUUAUGAUAUGAUAUUUUGGGAGUUUCAGGUACCUAAGCAUGAUUUUUAAAAUCACUUCUGUCUUUACAUAUUUCAAACAUAUGUUUGCUUUUGACACUUUGCAGAUUUUAUUUAGGAUUUAAUUCUUUAAAGACUGUAUUUAUUUAGUCACUGUAAUGAAUCUCUUCUAUUGCAAGUACUGAGCUGAUUUUUAAAUGAUGUAAAAUGUAGAUCAGCCAAGUAUGUCAUCCAUUAGAGUUUCCCCAUCCUUUCAGCGCAUGGCCGUGAGAUCUUGACAUGUGCAUCAGUAUUUAGCCAAUACAUAUUUUGCUGGCUUCUUUAACCAUUUAUAUUGUUUAAAUUAGUAAUAUCCAAUGCAGUGCACACUUUUUUGUCUUUUUUCCAACGGAAUAUUUUGGUUGUCUGAAACAUUGGAUGCAUUUUAUAUGAUAAAAAUAGCAAGAAAAAUUUAAAAAGUGUCAACGGUGUGCUGGUUCUAAAUUAAGAAGAUAGAACAAAGAGAAAGACAUUAAUGUUACCCAAGAAAUACAUUUAACAUCCAAAGAAGCAAUGCUGUCCUCACGUGGUGUUUCUCUUCUCAACCCAGCAAUGGAGAGCAGGGCUUGCGAAGCCAUACAGAGCCCACCUGCCCUUUCCUGCAACUGGGAGAAAACUAAUCAAUGGCAUGCAGAGCCAGGUGUGGCCCUGUGAGGCAAAGGAUAAUGUCACCUCAGGACCAAGGUGGAAACUUACAGCUGAGUCCAGGGCUUACUAAGUAGGGAAGUCAGUUUACACAUUUCAGUUUUCCUCUGAUGUGUCUGAGGUACUGUGUAUUUGCAGAAGUUUAAGUAGAAGGGUUUUGUUUCUAUUGUAAGUUAAGCUCUAAAAGUGUAUUAUCUAACCCUCUAGCCCAACUGAAAUAUUAUAUCAUGGGCGUUACAGCCUUUGUCUUUUUCUUUAUUCACCUUAAUACCCAGUCCUAUGCUGUAUCUCCAAUAGCCUAUAUAAAUGACAUAUAGGAAUAUUAUUUUCCAUAUGAUCUGUCGUAUGGUGUAUAUGCUAUGUGUUCAUUUCAUGUGCAAGUUGAGAGUGUAAUAGAUUUACCCAGAGAAGGUGUUUCUAUACAAUGCCCCUACCUAUUUGAAAUUACAUGCUUGCCCAACACACUGUGAAAUAGUUACCAAAAUUUGUACAAAUGCAGCAUCUUCAUUCUUCCUGAGAAGACAAGAUGGCUUUCUUUACAUGAAUAUAUGAACAAAAGAGAUCCUAGAUCCAUAUGUAGCUAAGGCAUCUGAGAGUUUGCUGUUGAUAAUCUUGCUGACCAAAAACUACUGGAGAGUAAUACAGGUUAUAUGCUGUCAAAAUUACAAUGCUCAUAAAGAACUGACUUGUAGAGUCAAUGAACCUGUGUCCAGAAUUUUAAUAGGCUCUCUAUUGGAAGGAGAAAGAAUUUCAAGUUAACGGUAUCUAACUUUAUCAUAGUUGAUAAGUUAGUAAAUUUUAAAAAAUGAUUUUAUAUGUAUGACAAAAAUCUUUGUAAAAUGCGCAAGUGCAAUAAUUUAAAGAGGUCUUAACUUUGCAUUUAUAAAUUAUAAAUAUUGUACAUGUGUGUAAUUUUUUCAUGUAUUCAUUUGCAGUCUUUGUAUUUAAAAAACACUGUUAUGUUUGUAUAAUAGAACAGUAAUCAUUUAUUAUAAUCUAGGCAAGUUGUAAAUAAAUUCAUAAUUCAAACAGCCAGUAUAUAUGCAUAUAUGAGUGUUAUAUUGCAAAAUCUUUGUUUUACUUACAUGGUUAAAGCAGCAAGAAUUCUUUUGUUGAUAUGUAAUUAUACACAUAAAAUAUAUAUAUGUAUGAUACAUGAAAUAUAUUUAGAAAUGUUCAUAAUUUUAAUGGAUAUCAUUUGGUGUGAAUAAUUGAAUACAGAGUUUUUAAAAUAUC